Molecule: messenger RNA, 3066 nt
Organism: Saccostrea echinata
Lineage: Eukaryota; Metazoa; Mollusca; Bivalvia; Ostreida; Ostreidae
Product: DNA replication licensing factor mcm2-like
Exons: 18
Coding region: 91-2757 (888 amino acids)
Biological process (GO): double-strand break repair via break-induced replication; mitotic DNA replication initiation
Cellular component (GO): nucleus; MCM complex
Molecular function (GO): 3'-5' DNA helicase activity; ATP binding; single-stranded DNA binding
Source: RefSeq, a predicted model, not a curated record
AUGACCUCAUUUUCGGCAUAUUUCCCGCGAAAAUAGUCACGUUGGUAGGACUUCAUUGUUUUGGUAGGAAAAGCUACGGAAAGACUAAUCAUGGCAGAAGACACUUCCUCUGACCCAUUUUCUACUGCAACCAGUCCCUCCAGAGGAUCAAGGGGGCGUCGCACAGACCCCUUGACUUCAAGUCCCGGAAGGGAUCUUCCUCCAUUUGAAGAUGACUCUGAAUUGAUGGGAAACAAUGCAGGGGAUGAAGAGGAAGAAGACGGAGAGGAACUGUUUGGUGAUAAUUUGGAACAGGAUUACCGAGCCAUCCCAGCGCUGGAUAGAUUUGACCAGGAGGGUUUGGACGAUGAAGAAGACUACUCCGAGUUGUCCGAGGGUCAGCGACAGGCUGCCGAGAGAGAGAUGCGACAGAGGGAUAGAGAGGAGGGAAUUCUAACGGGGCGCAUGAGGAGGGGGCUCAUGUAUGAGGAAUCUGAUGAAGAAGAUGAUGCAGCGCCAAGAAAGCGAAGACGAGCUGAACGGGCUGCAGAGGGAGAGGUUGAGGAUGAAGAGAUGAUAGAGAGUAUCGAGAAUCUAGAAGACAUGAAAGGUCACUCGGUGAGGGAAUGGGUAUCCAUGUUAGGACCGAAGACCGAAAUAAAAAACAGAUUCAAAAACUUCUUAAGGACAUAUGUAGAUUCCAAGGGCCAUAAUGUUUACCGAGAAAAGAUUAGACAAAUGGUGGAAGCAAACAAAGAGAGUCUGGUGAUAGAUUACAACAUGUUGGCUUCGGUAGAACAGGUCCUGGCUUAUUUCUUACCUGAGGCACCUGCUGAAAUGUUACUGAAUUUUGACGAGGCUGCCAAAGAGGUGGUUUUAAACAUGUACCCGAAGUAUGAGAACAUAGCCAAAGAAAUUCAUGUCAGAAUUGCAGAAUUACCCUUAAUUGAAGAACUGAGAUCAUUAAGACAACUUCACCUGAAUCAGCUGAUAAGAACCAGUGGUGUAGUCACCAGUAGCACAGGGGUCCUACCCCAGCUGAGUGUCAUCAAAUACGACUGUAACAAAUGUAACUACAUUCUGGGUCCAUUCUACCAGUCACAGAACCAGGAGGUCAAACCAGGGUCAUGUCCUGAGUGUCAGUCCACAGGACCAUUUGAAAUCAACAUGGAACAGACUGUGUACAAGAAUUACCAGAGAAUGACCAUUCAGGAGAGCCCGGGUACUGUACCAGCUGGACGACUACCCAGAUCUAAGGAUGCUAUUCUACUUGAUGAUUUGGUGGAUAUGUGUAAACCAGGGGAUGAGAUUGAAUUGACAGGAAUCUACCACAAUAACUAUGAUGGGUCUCUGAACACAGCUAAUGGAUUUCCGGUGUUUGCCACUGUGAUUCAGGCUAACUACAUCACAAAGAAAGAUGAUAAGUUAGCUGUCAGUGCUCUAACUGACGAGGACAUCAAAGCCAUUGUACAGCUGUCUAAAGAUGAGAGAAUUGGAGAAAGGAUUUUUGCCAGUAUGGCUCCAUCUAUCUAUGGACAUGAAGACAUCAAAAGAGCAGUGGCCCUAGCAAUAUUUGGUGGUGAACCCAAAAAUCCUGGAGGCAAACACAAAGUGAGAGGGGACAUCAAUGUAUUGAUCUGUGGAGACCCAGGUACUGCCAAAUCACAGUUCUUGAAGUAUGUAGAGAAAACUGGACCUCGUGUGGUGUUUACGACAGGUCAGGGAGCCUCCGCAGUGGGUCUGACGGCGUACGUGCAAAGAAACCCAGUGUCAAAGGAGUGGACCUUGGAGGCAGGUGCCCUAGUACUGGCAGAUAAAGGAAUGUGUCUCAUUGAUGAAUUUGACAAGAUGAAUGAUGCAGAUAGGACCAGUAUACAUGAGGCUAUGGAGCAACAGAGCAUAUCAAUCUCUAAGGCUGGUAUAGUUACCUCCCUACAGGCCAGAUGUGCUGUCUUGGCUGCUGCUAAUCCCAUCGGGGGCAGAUACGACCCCUCCCUGACCUUCUCAGAAAACGUUGACUUGACAGAACCUAUUUUGUCCAGAUUUGAUAUUCUCUGUGUUGUUAGAGAUACAGUGGACCCUGUUACAGAUGAGAGACUAGCAAGAUUUGUCACAGGAAGUCACAUGAAGCACCACCCUAAUGCUGCAGACACACAAACUGAAGAAGAUCUGCACUCCCUGAACACCACAUCUUCCAUUGAGCCCGUGCCCCAGGAAUUGUUAAAGAAGUACAUUGUGUACUGCAAGAACAAGGUCCACCCCAAGCUCCACCAGAUGGACCAGGAUAGAGUGGCCAAGAUGUAUGCAGAACUCAGGAGGGAGUCCAUGUCUACAGGAAGUAUUCCUAUCACAGUAAGACACAUUGAGUCCAUGAUCAGAAUGGCUGAAGCUCAUGCCAAGAUGCACCUGAGAGAUUAUGUGAAUGAGGACGAUGUCAAUAUGGCAAUCCGUAUCAUGUUGGAGAGCUUUAUCAGCACUCAGAAAUUCAGUGUAACCAGAUCCAUGAGAAAGACAUUUGGUCGGUACCUUGCCUUCAGGAAGGACAACAAUGAGUUACUACUGUUUAUCCUGAAACAGUUGGCCCAGGAUCAGAUGACCUUCCAGAGAAACCGCUAUGGCCUGGAGCAGGAACAGAUUGAAAUCUCCGAGAAAGACCUGGCAGAUAAGGCAAGACAGAUCAACAUUUCAAACUUGGCUUCUUUUUACGAGAGUGAUAUCUUCAGGGCAAACCAUUUCAGUCAUGACAGGAAACGGAAAGUCAUCGUCCAGUGUAUCUGAGGAAGAAAGGGAGAAAGUUUACAAACUGAAAAAUUCUGUUGAUGUCAAGUGUUGACCAAGUGCAUAACAACCAAUGUUACCCAUAGACAAACUUUAAUGGCUGUGCAAUAAUAUCCAUGUAUUUAUGGAUUGGAUGUAUACUAUGGGACAUGAAAUAACUUAUUGAAUGUACAUUGACUGUUGUAAAUAUUUGUGUAAUUAUUUUGGUCUCUUACACAGAAUGUACAAAUUAUUGUUGAGGACUAUCCAAUUUGUUUUGCAAAACGAUUGAAUGAAAUUAUUAAUGAGCAUUAAAUUUUUAGAAAGACA